Poecile atricapillus (Black-capped chickadee) is the source of this 1797-nucleotide messenger RNA. RefSeq lists its product as uncharacterized. NCBI's taxonomy places the organism in Eukaryota, Metazoa, Chordata, Aves, Passeriformes, Paridae. The record is from RefSeq and is a predicted model, not a curated record. The coding region runs from base 691 to 1476 and encodes 261 amino acids. The transcript is spliced from 2 exons.
UCUGACACAGAACAAAACACCACCAUGUCAAAACCCUCUGCAGGGCAAAACAGAACAACAACAAAAAACCAAACCAAAGCAAACAAACCAAAAAAUAUCAAGCAGCAGCAUUUUGGACAUGGUCUGUGGAAGUGUUUCUCUUCACUUUUGGGCUUUUCAGUCUCACAAUCUACUCUUGGUAGCUAUUUCAGGAAAAUUUUUUAAAAGGGGGAAAAAGAAAGAAGUAAAGGAAAAUAAAAGCCACACCAAAGCAGAGAUGAGAAGCCUUUCCUGAGCCAGGAUCUGACCCUGCCUCGGGUUUUCUCUGCAGUGGCACCAGGAUCAAAGCAUCUCCCCUCUUUUUACCCUAGGUGGGAUGCAGAGCUGCAAAGGAGCCUCCAAGUUUUAAGCAGGAAAACUUGGGAACCACCUGUGUGACAUCAACAGAGCUGUUUUUCACCAGCUUUCCUUGAGCAGAAGGACCAAGCAGUCCAGAAAUUUUAGAAAGGUGCGACAUAAGGGUUGGCUCCCAGCAACAGAACCGGGGGAAAGCCACUGUUCGGGGCGGUGUUUUGGGUCAAAUUCACUCCGAGGGCUCCAAGCCCAGCCUCCUCGCUGGCCCUGGGUGGGUUGGUGUCGCUGCUGACGCUUUCAGGCCCUGUUUCGGGGCUGUUCUGUGGGUGGCUGGGUGAGUUUCCCGGUGCGGUGCCGAUGCGUUCCCCGGCGGCAGAGAGCAGCUCGCCACCGGCUCUCUCCCCGCGCUUGGCAGCGCGCCCGGCCGCCUUUCACUGCCGCCUUUUCAUUCGCCUUAAUUCACUGCGUUUCCUUUCUUGCUCCUUGCGAGGAACAGAGGGAGAGCUUGUUCCAGCAGACGGGCCCCAUCCGCCCCACCCGGCUCCGCUGGAGCGAGGGCUGGAAAAGCGGGAUGCGGGCGAAGGGGAUCUCCCACCCCUGCGGGGCCCCCGCGCCGCCUGCGCGCCGCUUCCCAGCAAAUACGUGUCCCUGGGCAGGCUCCGCUCUGGCUCUGCCACGGCCACGAUCUUCUGUGUCCGUGAGCUUCCCGGUCCCGCAGCAGCUCCGCAGCGAUUCCCAGGCCCGGCAAGCUCCGUGUCGUGCCCCACAGAGCUCGGCACCCGAAGCCCCGGCUGCGGUGGGGCUCUGAUUCCUCCCUGCGAGCAGACACAGCCUGGGAUGGGAUGCUUUGCCAAGGAUCACGUGGAGAAUCCCAGUCCCGCUGCCGAAAACACGAGGCUGACUUUCCUCCCAGCCAAACCCUCCUUCAAAGCACAGCCUUGUCUAGGGCAGGAACAGACCCUGCUCUCCCCUCUAGCCCGGCCACACCGCACCACUUGUUUACUUUCUUCUGCAAAUGCCCUAAACCUUGACAUCGACCUAUUUUCCCUUCUGUUACGCAAAGCUCCUUUCCUAGAAAGAGGCUUUGUGAGGCUCGGUCCAACCAGCCCAGCUCUCCUCCAUGUGUGUAAAAGCAGACUGUAAGAGCCUGGCAGGUUCAGCUCAGCUCCAGCACAUCCAAAACCCACACAGGGAUGAGUCAGGAGGCUCGGGCAGAUGUUACCUGAAACCAUCCUGCGAGACAGCCGGCCCCGUUUGCGGGAAAUCAGAUAAGCAGUAAGGCAGCCUUCAAGUCCACUCCUCAAACUUUGCUUUUUAUUAGUGCUUUUCAUCCAUCUCCUCCUUCUCCAGCAUUCAACAAAGCUGGGAGACAGGGUUUUUUCCAGACAUUUUUGUUUCUCUCCUUACCUUUCACUGGCAUGGAAAACGUCUGAUUUUUUUUUUUUUCUUUUUAAUUUCACAUUU